Asterias rubens (European starfish) is the source of this 2470-nucleotide messenger RNA. RefSeq names its product scavenger receptor cysteine-rich domain superfamily protein-like. Gene Ontology annotation, cellular component: membrane. The record is from RefSeq and is a predicted model, not a curated record. The transcript has 12 exons. Bases 25 to 1701 code for a protein of 558 amino acids. NCBI's taxonomy places the organism in Eukaryota, Metazoa, Echinodermata, Asteroidea, Forcipulatida, Asteriidae.
UUUGAUUCUAUUAUUAAUUUCAGGAUGGUCACAUUUAACAUGGUGUGUGAUAAGAUGGGUGGUAGAUUGGUGGCAGUGGUCUGGUUUGUUUCAACUUUAAUGGUUAUAGAGAUUGCUUCUUCGCAAUGGAUUCAAGAUGAAACUGGCCUCGAAGAUUGUAAAUUCGAUAACACACACGACUGUGAACAUGAAGAUGAUGUUAGUGUCAUAUGCCAAUUACCAGGAUAUCUGGGGUGCUUCAACCACGCGCGAAAAAGCUACCUAUUUCCACCCUUCAAAGAACAAGGCAAUGAAGUGCACGCUUUACGCUGUAUCAAGCUCUGUUACGAGGAAGGGUAUGUCUUCGCUGGACUUCAAUACGGAUCUUAUUGCUACUGUGGAGGUAGUGAUACCAUGUAUGACUUACAAGGAAAGGUCGCUGAUUCAAAAUGCAGUUAUCCAUGUAAUGGAGACAGCAAUCAACUCUGUGGAGGGGAUCGACUCGUCGGAGUAUUUGAUGUGAGGAAAACAUUUUGUUCUGAUCCGAGGACACCGAAUUCUAGGGUGGAAGGUGGUGUCUCGUUUAUCUUCGCAUCAGUCGUUAAUAUCUCUUGUCAAGUUGGGUUUGGACAAGUCAGGCUGCAAUGCUCCCAGGAAGCUGGGGAAGUUAAAUGGAUUCCAGAUAUACCUAAAUGUCCAGACGUGACACAACCUGACGUUCGAUUGGUUAACGGCGACUACCCAAACAUGGGUAGGGUGGAGGUAAUGGCUAUCAACGGCGAAUGGGGAACAGUUUGUGACGAUUAUUGGCGACAGCCAGAUGCUAAUGUUGUGUGCAGACAACUUGGUUACAAAGAUUACAUCACAGCACACAGUGGAGCAUUCUUUGGUGAAGGAACCGGAGAAAUCUUACUUGAUAAUGUUGAAUGUACUGGAGAUGAGACUCGUCUGAACGAGUGUGCAUUUUUAACCGUAGAUAACUGUGGACACGAUGCAGACGCAGGCGUCACGUGCCAAUUACCGGGCUACCUUGGCUGUUUCGUGGAUAGCACCGAACUAAGGGUACUGCCGUUUAACAAAAUGAGUGGCCCAUCUGUCCACGCUUUACAGUGUAUUAUACACUGCUUUGGUAAAGGCUACUUCUUUUCUGGCGUCGAGCGAGGCAACGAGUGUUACUGCGGCCGUAUCGACACGGCGUAUGACCGGCUAGGGAGAGCACGUCGGUCAGAUUGCCGCAUGGCUUGCGGUGGUAACAGCAAUCUACAUUGUGGGGGUGACAACGCAAUCAGUGUAUUUGAUGUGACGAAAGCACAUUGUCCUGACCCGGGUGUACCGCGUGGUGGCGCUAGAACGGGUAAUUCCUUCGUCUUUGGGUCAACAGUGCAUUUUUCCUGUGAGGACGGAUUUCAACUGAGCGGUGAACCUUCUCUUCAUUGCCUUCUGGCUCAAGGACACACCAAUGAAAGUGGCGUGGUUGGCUGGACUUUGGAUGUACCUCAUUGCGUAGACACAGAUGCUACGUCAUCCCUCGACACAACGACGAGCCUCGGUGCCGCAAUUGGACCACUUUUUGCUGUCGGCAUCCUCCUGGUCAUCGUAAUAACAAUCUUCUUUGUAAUCAGGCGAAGGAAGCGGCGAAUAGCAAAUACUCAUCCGAAGCCGAGUAACAACCCUUCCCCCGAUGCUGUUCAAUAUGCAAAAUGUCAACGAGGAUACUCCUAAUGUGUACUGCAGUAUAGAAGAACCAACAGACAACAGCAGUUCCCAGUUCACGGUUCAACAACCAACUGUUGCCAUUGUCAGCAAGCAAAACAGCAACGAACAACACGGAGAUAUAAUGGUCGAUAACAUCAUCUAUGAGGGCUGUCUGGGUGAUGAUGACGUCGGUGUGAAUCUUCAAAGCAACGAGACUUCAAACUUCAAAGAACGGGAAUACAUUGGUGAACUGUACAGUCAGAUAAAACAAUAGUUCCCACUUGACGUCACCAAAGCCCUUUUCACACGAGAGUCACAGACCAACGUCCAGUGUUGAGGGCGCCAGUACAACUUUGGAGGAGGUCUAUGAUCCCGGUUGUUUAUUACGCGGGUCCGUGGUGAUUUCAUCGCACGGAUUCACUUCACUCGACACAAAUUCGAGAUUAUAUAACGGGACUGUGAUUUCACUCCAUGGUUUAGAAAACUAGCCCUCUUGUGGGUGCGUUCGAUUAGCUUCCCUGGGUCGACCCAGCGAUGCUCAGUCAGGUGCCCCCUGACAAGAGCUAAUCGAACGAUCACACUCGCCCUCUCGUGGUGACGGCAUGCACCUCAGGUGAUCACCAAGUGACCGGCAGCCCAGAGCACUUUGGUUAAAGGAACGAGGUAUACGAAUAUUGGUACCUCGUUCCUUUAACCAAAGUGCUCUGGGCUGCCGGUCUACAAGGCACUGGGGGCUGACCUGGGUGAGCCCCCGUCAAAGCUAUAUUAACGUACCGGGGCAGACCGGGAUCGACCC